Molecule: messenger RNA, 3894 nt
Organism: Symbiodinium sp. CCMP2456
Lineage: Eukaryota; Dinophyceae; Suessiales; Symbiodiniaceae
Source: the annotation of a GenBank genome assembly
AUGUCCAAGGAGGACCCGAAGUCACCGAAGCACCUCACCUCGGGCCCGCAGGCGAACCGUGUCAAGGUCAACCCUCAGCCUCCAAACCAGCUCUGUGGUGACGUCGACACCCUGCCGGCGUGCGAGAACUCCAGCCUGCUGUCAAUGCCUCCAGUUUGUGCAGGCCGUCGCAAAGCUUCCACAGAGGACUGCGAAGAGGAGCUGUCAAUGAACCUCCUGUCGAGGGAGGAGAUCUUUAUCCGCACCUUCCCAGGUACAUACUGGAAGGCAGGUGCCAGUGACGAAGAUAUGUCUCCGGUCCGGUCUGGCGCAGAUGCUCAAGGAGAGGAAGAGACCGAGGAUGCUGCAGGAGCCUCCACCGACCUCCCUUUGAGCCACAGCCCAGGAGGUAGCGUGUCAGCGAACUCCUUGAGCGCCUCGGAUCACUUCUCGUCGCCCCCAGCGACGCAGCGGGGCGACAAGCUCAGGGAGAGCAUCUGCCCGGGUCCCAGCUCGAGCUCGGAGGCCGAGCCCGAGCGGAGCCCACAGGCGCAGACGAGCGCAGAAGCAGAAGUGGCAGAAGCGUUCGGCUUCGAACUUCGGGCUUUGCCAGACAAGUUGGAGGAUGCCCCAGCCAUACCAGCCAGGGCCUGUGAGGGUUUUCGGCGCCGAUGGGGACGUUUUGCGCUGUACUCAUCAGGUUGCGACGUCGCCAGCAUCUAUGGCACAGCUAUCGUUCCUUCCUCAGCCAACCAUCGCCAUGUUGGGCGUGUUCACAACAUGGAGCAAGGAGCUCCCCCAUCUCCGACACUUCAGCCGGUUGUGCAGAUGACUCAAGUCCUUGCACCGCCGAAGAUGGAGCUCUCGCUUUCAGGGGCUUGCCUGGACCUCCUGGUUGCACCAGGUGACGUGCUGCUGAUGCGUGGGUCAGGGCGACUGGCCGAGAUCGGCAAUGCGGGUGGCUUCAUGGGCCAUGUUCUCGUUGUGACUGGCAAGCCUCGAGAGGUGCUGGCAUCCUCCGCCGAAGCAGGACAGCUCGCGAGCCUUUGGCCUGAGAAGGCCCAAGCGCUUUGGCGCAUACCCACGUUGGAAAGCACGCGACGGGAGCAAGGCUUGUGGGAAGCCGAAAGUGUAAUCAUGGUCGAGCGCUUGGGGCGGCAGCUGACGCUGGUAGGUGAAGUCGAACGCGAUGGCGACGUGUGCAACUUUGAGCCGCACGAGGCCGUGGAGAUCUGGCAGAGCCCAGAGGAGCUUCGCGGAGCUCUGCGUGUCGACUUGAUGGCUUUGGUUCUGUCAGACAUGCGCAAGAACCAGGCGAGUUGGAGUGCGACGACGGCAGCCAGAGCGGCUCGGAGCCCCAGAGAUUUGCAGGGGAAGGUUCGGGAAGCAGAGAUCACGCCGGCCCGCUGUUCGAAAUGCCCCUCGGACAGAAUGGCUCUGGGGUCUGGAGAACUGCGGACUCACGUGACAGAGAGCCUUCACACAGCCUGUGCCAUCGAUGCUGCGGACAAGGCUCUGCUGCCGGCCACCUUCGGUGCUCUCGCCGACCAGCUCCAGGUGGGUCCAACGCAGCUUGCCAUGCUCAACUUCGCUCAGAGCAUCGCCUUUUCCUUGGCUCUUCCCGUGUGGGGCUCCAUGAUGCAGUUCUACACACCACGAGACUUGCUCGCCGGUGGCUGCUUUCUUUGGGGCUUUGUCACGAUGUUGAUUGCAACGAGCUCGAACUACAUGGUCCACUUUUUGCUGCGGCUGGUCAUGGGCGCUGCCCUGGCGGUGGUCGCGCCGAUCGGUCAAGCCAUGCUUUGCGACCUGGUUCCCGAAGCCGAGCGGGGCUGGGUCUUCGGGCUCCUGCAGUCCAUCUCCACGGCUCUGAGUGUUGGAGUGACCUUCCUUACCACCGGCUUUGCCAGGGUGCUCAUCGCUGGCGUAUAUGGCUGGCGAUGCAUAUACGCGUUGAUUGGCAUCGCCUCCUUCUUCACCGUCGCCGCUGUUGUGACAAUCGUUCCAGAUACGUUGGCCGCUUCUGGAAUGAACACCAAGGGCCGAUCCUGGUGGGAAGAGCAGGCCCGAGUGGUGCAGCUGGUCAUGCAAAAGCCGUCCUUCGUAAUCAUGGUCUCCCAGGGUGUGACCGGUGGAAUUCCAUGGAACGGUUUCGCCUUCCUGCCACUGUAUUUUCAACUUAGUGGCUUCAACGAUUUCCGGGCCGGCGAGAUCAUGCUCUACGGAGGCUUGGGCGGGAUGGUCGGCGGAUUGCUCGGUGGCUGGCUGGGUGACCGCUUCCAUCGCUGCUGGCCUUACGGGGGCCGCUGUGUCGUUGCGCAGCUCUCCGUCCUGCUGGGCUCUUUGUUCUUUGUAGCCGUGAUGACCAGCCCCGCGAAGUUCAGUUUGGUGGUGGGCUUCUUCUUCGCCUUCCACGUUGCCUCCUGUUGGACGCCCGCAGCGGCUCUGAGACCCAUCUGCGGCGAGAUCGUCCGCGACAGCCGCGACAGGGCACAGAUCCUUGCAUUGUGGAUUGCCCUGGAGGGCAUCAUCUCGUCCAUUUUUGGGGCGCCUCUGGUUGGCCUCAUCUCCGAGGCGUUCGGCUGCAAACUUGGGGGUCUGGCCGCAGCCGGUCACGACCAGUCGGUCAACGCGCUGCGCUCUGCCCUCUUAGCCGUGGCCCUGAUCCCGUGGGCGCUCUGCGGGCUGGCCUGGCCGGAUCCAAGUUUGGGUGCCGGCUUCAACCCGGGUGACAAGAUCUCGUACUGGGAUCUGAGCUGCGGAACUUGGGUCAGCGGCUUCGUGAAAGAGCGAGUCGUUGACGGUCAAGGUGACGUGGCAGUUGCCUACCACUUGGAUAUCAAGCCGUCGGCCAACCCACAGCACGUGCGGCGUCGGCUGAACGAGGAAACCGUGGCCGCGAAGGCAGUCGACUUGAUCCGGAGAUAUGUGCCCCUCAAGGCUGAUCGUGCCCUCCCGGGCGAUUUGAUGAGAAGCAUGCAGAGAUGCUACUGGAGCUGUAUCCAGCAGGCACCACUGGUUUUUCGACCAGUCAUGACGCUUCCCCCACAACCAAUGGUCAUCAACGUCCCUGUUGGUCCGAGCCCUCCCACAGCAUCACGCCCCCAGUCUCCACAGCCGCAGUCCAGCAGUAGGCCCAGGAAGACGUCAUCCUCACAUUCAAACCCGGCGGCACCAUCGCCAACGAUGAGACCUGUGCCCGUCUUUGGCCACCCGCCUCAGAGCGUAAGCCCAAGCCCGGUCCAGAUGCCUGCCGCCGCCCCGCAAAAUUUGCCGGUCUUUGCCUUUCCUCAGAACCGCUCUGGCGGGCAGCUGCCGGUGUUUGCCUUCCCCGGCCGUGAACCUGGGCAGCCCGGUCAGCCCCCUUCGUCGCCGAGCGCUCUCCCCAUCUUUGCGCCCUCUGGCGGACUUGCCGGCCUUGGCGCUGUUCCUGGCAUGGCCCUGCCGCAGCAGCUCACCCCUCGCACGCCUAGAACGCCCCGCGACGAACAGACGUCGCCGACGGCACAAGUGGCCUCUUCCCCUUCUUCACCCUCCCAGCCACCUCAGGAGCCAGUGCAGGAAGCGCAGGACAGCGAAGUGGAGUGGAUGAACUUGAGGAAAGGCAUCACCACAUCCACGGAAGGGUUCGCCAACGAGGAGGAGGGUCUCAAGGAGGUGUUAAGCCCCGGCGAUGAAUCGAUUGACUUCGAGGAGUUCUCGGACAUCCGCAACUCGGACGGUGCGGGCCCGGGAUUGCAGGAUUGGAAACCUCUCCAAGUUUCUUGCAGGUUUUCACGAUCUGCGGCCAUUGCGGCUCACGAGGGAGAUGCCUGGAGUCACCCUGUAUGUCAGAGCGGUACAGUCGAGAAAGCCACACCGGCACAACUAGGCUUGUCUAAGAGGUGUUUUGUUCACUCAAACUGCCCUCCUUGA